This is a messenger RNA of Jaminaea rosea, 3090 nucleotides long. RefSeq lists its product as hypothetical. Gene Ontology annotation, molecular function: protein binding. The transcript has a single exon. NCBI's taxonomy places the organism in Eukaryota, Fungi, Basidiomycota, Exobasidiomycetes, Microstromatales. Gene Ontology annotation, cellular component: U4/U6 x U5 tri-snRNP complex; catalytic step 2 spliceosome. Gene Ontology annotation, biological process: spliceosomal tri-snRNP complex assembly; mRNA splicing, via spliceosome. Bases 180 to 3011 code for a protein of 943 amino acids. The record is from RefSeq and is a predicted model, not a curated record.
CCCAGUCACUCACUCGCUCACUCACUCACAGCCGCCUCCGCCUCCGCUUCAACCAGGGCGAGACGGACGGAAAGGGCUCGCGACGUUGGACGGACGGACGGGCGACACACUGAGCAUCCAAUCCACAAUUACCAACACCACCUGCCUGCCGUCGUUGGGUGGUAGCUCUACGGCCCGCCAUGGCAGCCCCGAAUCAGGCAAACAAGCAUGCCUUCCUGUCCAUGGCCCCGCCGCCAAACUACGUCGCCGGCUUGGGGCGAGGCGCAUCAGGCUUCACCACUCGCUCCGACAUUGGCCCAGCUCGACAGCAGAGGCCCGACGACAAGGGCAAGGCAAGGGCCGAUGGUGAAGACGGCGAUGGCGAUGAUGAAGGUGGAGCCGGCGGUGGUGAAGAGGGGCAAUUUGACGACCGCGAUCCAGAGAAUGAGACGGGCUUGUUCGCGGGCGGCGUCUACGAGAAGGAUGAUGAGGAGGCGGAUCGCAUCUGGGAGGCAGUAGACAACAAGAUGGACGAGAGGCGAAGAGACAAGCGCGAGGCGAAAGAGAGGGAAGAGAUGGAAAAGCUGCGUGCAGAGAGACCAAAGAUUCAAGCUCAAUUCGCAGAUCUGAAGCGCGGAUUGGGCGCCAUCUCGCAGGACGAGUGGGCUGCGCUGCCCGAACCAGGCAACUUGACGGGCAAGAAGAGGAAGAAGGCAGAGAAGCGCGAGGCCAGAGAGACUGGCAGAAGCUACGUCGUACCAGAUAGUGUCUUGCUGGGGGCCAGAGACCAGAACGCGACCGUCUCAGAGGAUCAGACGGAGCAGGGAACAACAACGAGCCUCACCGAGAUCGGAGAAGCACGCAACAAGGUCUUCUCCCAUAACCUCGAUCAAGCGGGGACUAAGACCUCGCUAGGUGGUACGGCAUCUACCAUCGAUCCACAAGGCUACCUCACCUCCCUCUCCUCAUUGCCGACGCAAUCCACUGCAGAAAUCGGCGACAUCAAGCGCGCUCGUUCCCUCUACGACUCGCUCAUCAAGACGAAUCCCUCGCAUGCACCCGGCUGGAUCUCAGCAGCCCGUCUGGAGGAGAGAGCUGGCAAGAUGGUCACAGCCCGCAAAAUCAUCGCCCAAGGCUGCGAGCAUUGCGCCAAGAGCGAGGACAUUUGGCUGGAGAACGCGCGCCUGAAUGGGCGAGACAACGGCAAAGUAGUGCUAGCUCAAGCUACGCAAGCGCUGCGCGGACAGAGCGUCAAGAUCUGGCUAGCGGCUAUGGAUCUCGAGACGGAUCCGGAGAGCAAGAAGCGGGUGUUGCGCAAGAGUCUGGAGUUCCUGCCCACGAGCGUGACGUUGUGGAAGAAGCUGGUCAGCCUGGAGUCAGAUCCAGGGGCAGCCCGCGUCCUCCUUUCGGGCGCAGUUGGUGCCAUUCCCUCUUCGGAGUCCCUCUGGCUUGCUCUUGCUCGCAUCUCGACGCCGGACGAGGCCAAGCAAGUCCUCAACGAAGCACGCCGCAACAUACCCACGUCACACGCAGUCUGGAUCGCGGGUGCUCGCCUCACCGAGCAGACUAGCGAGGCAGCCACCGAUGCGACGCAGAAGCAGCUCGACGGGCGUCUGGCGAUGGCGGUGCGCUCUCUGACGAAAGCGGGGGCAGUCCUCUCGCGCGAUCAAUGGAUGGAGGAAGCUCUACGCACUGAGUCGGAAGGCAGUCCGAUGACAGCCACGGCCAUCAUCAAUGCGACGCUCGACAUAGGCAUGGACGACGACGAGGAGCGUCGCAUCGUCUGGGUUCAGGACGCAGAAGCGGCCAAGGAGCGAGGCAACAUCGCCGUGGCCCGCGCAAUUGUCGCCUACACGCUGCGUCUCUUUCCUGACCGAGGCAGCGUCUGGCGCUUCGCCGUUGACCUCGAAAAGGAGCUCGCUGCCGCAGAAGGAGGGGACAUUUCGUCACUCGAGGCAUUGCUGGAGCGCGCCGUCUCUGCCGUACCGAAGAACGAGACUCUCUGGCUCAUCUACGCCAAGUCCAAGUGGGAGCGAGGAGACGUUCCCGGUGCAAGACAGAUCCUCAUUCGAGCAUUCCAGCGCAAUUUGGGGUCGGAGGACAUCUCCCUCGCGGCUGCGAAGCUCGAGUUUGAGAAUGGAGAGAAGAAUGCGGCACGAUCACUGCUGGAGCGAGCAAGGGGGGAGGUGGGGUCAGCCCGCGUCUGGAUCAAGAGCGCGGUCUUCGAGCGCGAUGAGGGGCAGCAUACGCGUGCGCUGGAAAUCGUCGUUGAGGGGCUGGCAAAGCACGAUGGCGAACCCAAGCUCUGGCUCAUGCGCGCGCAGCUUCUACAACAUCCAAGCGUCAACGCCGACCCUGCCGCAGGGGUACGAGCAGCGCGCGACGCCCUCACAAAGGCGGUCAAAUCCUGCCCACACAACGUCGACGUCUGGCUCGCCUCAUCCCGACUUGAGGAGUCCGCCAACCUCACUAUGCGCGCCCGUGCUGUCCUCGAGAAGGCUCGUCUAUCCAACCCACGUAACGACUCCCUCUGGCUGGAAUCCGCCCGCAUAGAGGACCGAUCCGGCAACGCUGCAGAGUAUCGUCGUCUCCUCUCUCGUGGCCUGCAGGAAUGUCCGGCAAGUGGCAAGCUGUGGGCUGAGAGCAUCUUUGCUGAGCCUCGCCCAACACGCAAGACGCGCAGUGCUGAUGCGCUCAAGAAGACGGGCGACGAUGCGCGCGUUCUCUGUGCGGUAGCGCAGCUGUUUUGGGUAGAGGGGAAGUACGAGAAAGCCAGGCAGUGGUUCGAGCGUAGCGUGCGGGCGGAUGUCGCGUGGGGAGAUGGUUAUGCUUGGUGGCUGAAGUUUGAAAAGGAGCAGAGUGACAGUAGCGAGGAGAAGAGACAGCAGAUCGUGGAGGCUGCCUCGCGUAAUGAAGCCAAGUACGGCGAGGUAUUCCAGCAGGUGAACAAGAGCGAGGGGAGGCAGCGGGAGAAGUGGGGGAUGGAGAAAGUGCUGGAUGUCACCGCGCAGAAGCUCGUGCUCAAGAAGUGAGGGCUGCGAGCUGCCGAGUCUCGAUUCUCAAUCUGUAUCAUCAUUGUAAUGCCAACAGCGUCGACUCAUCGUAUGAUGC